ACUAGCCUACGAGCUACGUCUAUGCAUUUUUCUAUGCUUCAAAGCUGGUUAUAUCGGCUCACUUGAACUGAUCUCACAACCGGCUAGUACCAAGCUGGUCGGAUUUGAAAGAUAAUCACCGAUUUAUAGAAAUGACAUAGAGGCCUUACAGAUACAUUUGUGCUUUUGUCGCUCUUCUAAUCUGCGUUUUGUGGAGGAGAAGCGGCGAUCUGGGAGCACAUUUAGUUUCCUCAGUGAUUAAUAACUACCUCAGCCAGCAGAAGGAAACAGCGAGGAGUUUCCAACAGCAGUCCUAUCAGCUGGCUUCUGCUCACCGCCACAGACGGUGUGAAGAGAAUCUCUGACGGACUGGUUGUCUGCCCUCGCUCUGCUCCAUACACACAGCCAAUAGGCUGCCAUUGCGGAGAGGAAGUGAAGUGACAAGGCGCUAUUGUCCUACCGGAGAACCGAUUUAGUCUCUUUUUGUCAGACUCCUUGCUGUUGACCAGUUUUUGCUUACAGCUUUUAAAGAUUUAUCAGUAAAAACAUCUAAAUAUACAAACUAUAUACAUGUUAUACAAAUACAUUUUCUGCUUCUUUGAAGGACUUGUUAUGCACAUGAAUCUUGUCUUGGAAUGAGAGAAUCGUGGAGUUUUUUCAGUUUUUUGAUCUGUCCUCUCAUAAACCAUUGACUCCCUUUGAGGCAGAAAAUACAGAUUUGGAAAGGUGCAUUUCUGCCUGUUUUUGCUGGGUCUGUCCACCGUGAGCUGCAGCAGGGCUGCACAUAAACAUCACACUCAUUUAGCAAGUCUUUACCCUGCUCUCCAUCGCUCUGUUAGUUACAAAGCAUUUUGAGAUGAGCUUCUGGCAGAUGGAGCCCUUAAGUUGUCUUUUUACAUAAAUUCCAGGACUAUUGGUUUGUUGUAUUCCAUAAGAGAGAGCUUCUGGUUGGCUGAAAUCCGGAGCUUCCAGAGUCAGCCUGACACUUAUGUAUUGUUGUAGUGCGCAGGAAAGUAAAAUGGACUACAAGCGGCGCUUUUUGCUCGGCGGGUCCAAGCAGAAAGUCCAGCAAUACCAGAUGCCUGAGCUGAGCCGGACCCUCAGUGCCCCCCUGGGCUCCACCUGCUCCCCCAUGGGUGGCUCCACCGGGAUGGGCAUGCCCGGCAGCUGCCAACCACCUCCCCCCAACACCACUGCGGUCGCCGACAUCCAGCAGGGCAUCUCCAAGUACCUGGAUGCACUGAAUGUGUUCUGCAGGGCCAGCGCCUUUCUCACUGACCUGUUCAGCAGCGUGUUCAGGAACUCCCACUACUCAAAAGCAGCUAUGCAACUUAAGGACGUGCAGGAACAUGUCAUGGAGGCGGCCAGCCGGCUGACUGCAGCAAUAAAGCCAGAGAUCGCCAAGAUGCUGAUGGAGUUGAGCGCUGGGGCUGCCAACUUCAAAGACCAGAACGACUUCAGCCUGCAGGAUGUAGAGGUGCUGGGUCGGUGCUUCCUGACGGUGAUGCAGGUGCACUUCCAGUUCCUAUCCCAGGCCCUGCAGAAGGUGCAGCCUGUGGCCCAGUCGUGCCUGGCGGAGGCCCUUGCCCAGGCCCAGGAGCGACGCAGCAAUGUCCGCUCCCAGAGCUCCUGCCUUGGGCCCCUGACGGAGCUGGAGGAGGCCUCACGAUCAUGGAAGGGUGCAGCCGAGGCCACGGGACGUCUGAGGGAGAGGGGACGUGACGGCUGCCUGGCAGGCAUCCAGGUCCAGCAGCUCUUCUGCUCCAGCAACCCCAACAUCCCUGAUCACCAUCUGAAGGAGCUCAACAUGAAGAUCGACAAUGCCUUACAGGCUUAUAAAGCAGCACUAGAAAGUAUGGGCCACAGUGAAUAUGCACUGAAGGCUGGCUUUCACCUCAAUCCCAAAUCUGUGGAGGCAGCUUUACAGGGCUGCUGCAGUGAGGCAGAGGCCCAGCAGGCUGGCAGGAUGCAGACCAUCUCCCAGCCCAUUCAAUGUGAGCUGCCCACCAUACCUGUGCAGAUUGGCGCCCACUUCCUCAAAGGAGUGUCCUUCAGCGAAUCGGCGGCUGACAACCUCAAACUGAAAACGCACACCAUGUUGCAGCUCAUUAAAGAGGCAGUGGAGCAGAACGGAGUGACCCCCCGGGACGACUCUCCCGUCACUGAGGUCCUCAACCAGGUCUGCCCUUCCAGCUGGAGAAUGGCCUGCAAGACCGCCGUCCAGUUACUGUUUGCUCAGGCGGGACUGGUGGUUGUUGACACUGCUCAGAUGGAGAACAAGGAAGCCUAUGCUCCACAGAUUGCUCUGGAGGGCUCCAGAGUUGUGGUACAAGUACCCUCCACAUGGUGCCUGAAAGAGGACCCAGCCACCAUGUCUCUGUUGCAGCGGAGUCUGGACCCAGAGAAGACCCUCGGCCUGGUGGACGUGCUAUAUACCGCCGUCUUUGACAUCAAUAUGUGGAAGGAGUGCAAAGAACAGGCCUUGCCCACCAUUCAGAUGCAGUUACAGCGGGAGAGCCCUGACUACGGGAUGCAGGUAGACCUGCCUCCUGGAAAUGGCUCCAAAGCCUCCAGUGGACUGCCCAAAACUAUUUCCAAGCUAACUUCCAAAUUCACAAAGAAGGCCUCUUCCAGCUCUGUGUCCAGUGGUGGUGGGGGCAGCUACUCCAUUCCCAGCACCCCGUCCCAUAGCAUGCUCUCCUCUAGCAGCAGCUCUGAAGACCAGCAGUUUAAGAGCCUGGGUCACGCAGUAGACGGAAGACUGCAGAGCAUCUUACAGCUGGGCAACCUGUCCAGCAACCCAGACCCCACCCAGCCCCAGAACGGUUCAGUGUGUGACGACCAGGGCAUGAACCUCCCCACGGACCAGGAGAUGCAGGACGUCAUUGACUUUCUCUCAGGUUUCAAUAUGGGCAAGUCACAGCAAGCCUCCCCACUGGUCAAAAGGAGGAACUCUGUAGCGUCUGCCAACGCCGCCGAGCUGAAGCCCCUGAGCGGAGCCACCGACCGAACCCCAACCUCUCAAGCUGUCUCCCACAGUUCACUGCAGCCCCCUACCCAGAGUAUUCCCCAGCAUCAGCAGCCAGUGCAGCAGCAACAGCCACCACCACCACAGCAGCCCUCCCAGCAGGUACUGCAGUACUACCAACACCUCCUCCAGCCUAUUGGUCAGCAGCAGCAUGCUCCACCUCAGCUGUCCUCCCAACAGCCUCCACCCCAGGCUCUUCCCCAGCAGAGAGUGCCAAGCAAGUGGCUGAGUGGUUCCAGCCAGCAGCAGCCUCCUCCCCAGGCCCCCCCUCCCCCAUCAGGGCCCUCCCCCCUGGGGCCAAUUGGCCAGUGGGGCUCCCCUGGCCUCCCAGACCUGAGCUCGGACCUGUACAGCCUGGGGCUGGUCAGCACCUACAUGGACAGUGUCAUGACUGAGAUGCUGGGGCAGAAGCCACAAGGUCCCCGCAACAACACCUGGCCCAACAGGGACCAGAACGAGGGGGUGUUUGGUGUGCUGGGAGACACUUUGCCCUUUGACCCCGCAGUUGGCUCUGACCCUGAGUUUGCGCGUUACGUUGCCGGAGUCAGCCAGGCCAUGCAGCAGAAACGGCAGGUGCAGCACAUCCGUCGACCCAGCAACACCCGCGGCAACUGGCCCGUCUCUGAUGAGCAGCACAGGACCUGGUCCCACCCAGAGUACUACAGUGAGGGGGAGGUGGUCCACAGCAGCUGGUCAGCCAAUCAGGGAGACUCUGCCAGCUCCAGUGAUGAGACGUCCUCAGCCAAUGGGGACAGCCUGUUCUCCAUGUUCUCUGGACCUGAUCUUGUUGCAGCCGUCAAACAAAGAAGAAAACACAGCUGUGGUGAGCAGGAGGUGUGUACCCUUCCCUCUCCUCCCCUCCAUCACUUGGGAGAUGAUAAUAACCAGGAAAGCAAAACUAAAACUUGGCCGCCGAAGGCCCCAUGGCAGCACUCCACUCACAUUCAACACAACACCAUGCCCAAUCCAAGCUCUUCCCUGUACCAGAUGAACAUCCCUUCCAGCCAAUGGAGUGAUUCCAUGCAGAUGUUACAGUCUCCGGUGUGGUCCACUGCCAGUGACUGCCCUCCCUCCACCGGGAUCUCCUCUGGCUUCUCUCCCUACACCCAGCAGCAUCAGCAACAACAGCACAAACCCAUCAGCAAGGGCUUUAAAUCCUUCCCCAUCAAACAUGAGCACAGGCCCUCCUACCUUAACCAGUACUGAUACAGACCAAACAAAUGAGUCCAUUGGCAUGGUAGAAUAGCUGUAGCUGUAUUUCUGAAGCAAGUUCCGCUGUGACCAUUAGUAAUGUUGCCCUUUUGGAAUAAACAUUAAAUUGAACAGUCUAAGUGUUUCCAGGCAAAAUUGCAUUGUUCAUACUGGCUUAACAUGAUGUAUUUUUCCAUUUCAAACACCCCCUAUUUGAAAAAGACAUUCUAAACUGCCAUGUAAAAACUGUAAGCAAUGCAUGUCAUGCUGGCAGCAGUUAGUCUGCCUGAUCAAGUUUAUACUGUUUCCUCAGACGAGCUUGAAACAUGCACGGCCAUCAUCCACUUUUCUUCUCCUUCUGAAAAUGUGUAAGGGAUCAGAUUUUAGGGGGUGGGAUCUAAACGAGGCACUCCAGUUUUCCCCAUAAUUGUAUACUGUCUACAUAGCUGUAACUGCCAAAUCUCAUGUAAGUUGACUCAGACUACAGCUAACAUCUACUGUUCCAUAGCUUGUAAAUUACUGAAGUUGAAAUAUAAAUAAUAAUUUACUACUUUUUAUUAAGAGGCUUUGAGCAGGCUCAGCAUAAAUAUUAUAAUCAUUGCAGAGGUGUAAUUGAAAAAAAAAAUACUACUUUUUCAACAACUGACAGAGUAAAAGAUAUAUAGCAGUAACUGUGCCAUGUUGGUAUUAAUAGCACUUCCAUAAUAUUAUUUUCCAACCAAAGUGUUGUUCAGAAGAUAAAUGGUGCUGAAGAGAAGUCAGUUUAUUAUAUUGAUCAUUAAUAAAGUUACGAGCCCUAGAACAGUAGGGAAAGUCUUUAUGAUCAAAAAGCGCAUUAAUUUCCUUUUCUUUCCCCGAUUGGCAGUUCACUUCAGAAUGACACUAAUUCAAACCUAAUGUUUGUUCCUUUAAAAUACAAUAUUUUCACGUACAAAUAUUGACAGUAUUAAUCUUAUUUUUGUAUUUUCUUACAUGUUCUACAAUUACUGUAUGUUACUUAACACAAUCCCCCCCCAAGAUGUGAAGGCACAUUAAUUUCUUUAGUUCAGAGUUUAACUACACCAUAUCUAAAGGUUACCAAAUAUGCCAUUAUAAACAAACAUUGUAGGGUAUUUUUUUUUUGCCCAUGUUUCUUCAGUUUCUAUGGCUACGGGCUGUAUUUAAAGGCCCAGAAUGUUAACUUUUUGAUGUUUGCGGAUGCCAAUGUUGCCUGUAUUUAUGAAAUGACAAUGUUUUCUGAAAACUAACAUACCAUGUUUACAGAGAUGUUUGCUGUAUAAAUAUCUUUUUAUAGUUCUGUGCUUUGCACAAUCAAAAUAUAGGGUUUGUUGCAUUGUCUGUGUUAUUUCCCAAACUUUUGCUGCUUUUUUUUUUUUACAUCUUUAAAGACCUUGGACUGUAACCGUUAGCAUUUUUUAGCUGUGUCAAAAUGGUUUACUAGUGGCAUCUACAAAAAAAGUAACCCUGACAGAAGAUAUGAAGGGGAACUGCUUGGCUUCUUGUUCUCUUGAGCUGGCAACUGAAUCUUCCCAAGUGUACCAGCAAUGCAACAAAAAUGAAUAAAAAUUACUAGCAAUUGAA
Molecule: messenger RNA, 5779 nt
Organism: Oncorhynchus gorbuscha (pink salmon)
Lineage: Eukaryota; Metazoa; Chordata; Actinopteri; Salmoniformes; Salmonidae
Product: granule associated Rac and RHOG effector protein 1-like
Exons: 14
Coding region: 968-4213 (1081 amino acids)
Biological process (GO): Rac protein signal transduction
Molecular function (GO): CCR4-NOT complex binding
Source: RefSeq, a predicted model, not a curated record